Molecule: messenger RNA, 608 nt
Organism: Dipodomys spectabilis (banner-tailed kangaroo rat)
Lineage: Eukaryota; Metazoa; Chordata; Mammalia; Rodentia; Heteromyidae
Product: myosin light polypeptide 6-like
Exons: 1
Coding region: 140-445 (101 amino acids)
Cellular component (GO): myosin II complex
Molecular function (GO): structural constituent of muscle
Source: RefSeq, a predicted model, not a curated record
UACAGGAAAGGUCUCAGAUUGCUGAGCAGCCAAGACGUGUGACUUCACCGAAGACCAGACCACAGAAUUCAAGGAGGCUUUCCAGCUGUUUGACUGAACAGUUGAGGGCAAGAUCCUAUACAGCCAGUGUGGGGAUGUGAUGAGAGCCUUGGGCAAGAACCCCACCCGUGCUGAGGUGCUCAAGGUCCUGGGGAAGCCCAGGGGUGAUGAGAUGAAUGUAAAGGUGCUGGACUUAGAACACUUCCUGUCCAUGCUGCAGACUAUGGCCAAGAAGAAGGACCAGGGAACCUAUGAGGAUUAUGUAGAAGGCUUCCAGGUGUUUGCCAAGGAAGGGAAUGGUACUGUCAUGGGCACUGAAAUCUGUCAUGUAUUCAUCACAGAGCAUGAGGACAGCAAUGGCUGUAUUAACUAUGAAGAGCUUGUCCGGAUGGUGCUGAGUGGCUGAAAACCUUCCCAGUAUCUCUAAGCCUGUGCCUUGCCCAGUGUGAGAUUUUUGUGUGCCCUUAGAGGUUUCCUAGGUCCCUUGUCACAGUGUACCUUGCCCAACUUGUCUCUUGGAUGAUGUUUGCCAUCAGCACUCACCAAAUAAAUUUACUCUCUUUGCCCCA